Marmota monax (woodchuck) is the source of this 3005-nucleotide messenger RNA. Its product is annotated as zinc finger protein OZF-like. The transcript is spliced from 3 exons. Lineage: Eukaryota; Metazoa; Chordata; Mammalia; Rodentia; Sciuridae. The record is from RefSeq and is a predicted model, not a curated record.
AGGGGCGCACCCUCACAGGCCUCCAGCUUCUUGAGGUUGAACUUGAAGGAGUCUUUUGCACCCUUGCCAUUGACCUGCAGCAGCCGUCGUCCUGCACCAGCACUUGCAUGGAGUACUUGAGGCUUUCUAUGCUGGAUCCGGAGCCCAGGUGUCUAUGCUAUGCAGAAACUGAAAACAAAUCACAGGGAGAAUGCUGAGAACCCUGAAAGCCAGGAAAUGCCAUGACUCCUCAUGAUACCCAAGAUUAUUCACCAGAGAAGGGCAUAAAACAUAUAUUUCACAAAGUGAUAAGUGGGAAAUAUAGAAGUUGUGAUCCUGACUAUUUACAAAACUACAAGUGAGAGUGAACACCAGAAAUCAUAAAAAAUCAGGCCUUGUUCACCACCAGAGAAUUUAUACUGGAUAGAAGCCCUACAAAUAUAAACAAUUUGGCAAAGCUUUUAGUAAAAAAAAAAAAGAGAGAUCUUAUUUACCACAGAAGAAACCACACUGGAGAGAUGCCUUACCAAAGGGCAGAAUGUGAUAAAGUUUUUAAAGAAAAAUCAAUCUUUAUUAAGCAAAGCAGAAUUCACACUGAAGAGAAGCCUUACAAAUGUGAAAAAUAUGGUAAAGAUUUUAGUCAAAAAUUAAACCUUAUUUACCAAAGAAGAAUUCACGCUGGAGAAAAGCCCUACAAAUGUAGAGAAUGUGGCAAAGCUUUUAGUCAAAAAACUGACCUUAUUAGCCACAGGAGAACUCACACUGGAGAGAAACCCUACAAAUGUAAAGAUUGUGGCAAAGCUUUCAGUCAAAAAGUAGGACUUACUUACCACAGCAGAACUCACACUGGAGAGAAGCCCUUCAAAUGUAGAGAAUGUGGCAAAGCUUUUAUUCAAAAAACAGACCUUAUUUGCCACAGCAGAACUCACACUGGAGAGAAGCCCUACAAAUGUAAAGAAUGUGGCAGAGCUUUCAGUCAAAAAGUAGGCCUUAUUUUCCACAGCAGAACUCACACUGGAGAGAAGCCCUACAAAUGUAAAGAAUGUGGCAAAGCUUUCAGUCAAAAACCAGACCUUAUUCGCCACAGCAGAACUCACACUGGAGAGAAGCCCUACAAAUGUAAAGAAUGUGGCAAAUCUUUCAGUCGAAAAUCACACCUUAUUCGCCACAGCAGAACUCACACUGGAGAGAAGCCCUACAAAUGUAAAGAAUGUGGCAAAGCUUUCAGUCAAAAAACAGACCUUAUUCUCCACAGCAGAACUCACACUGGAGACAAGCCCUACAAAUGUAAAGAAUGUGGCAGAUCUUUCAGUCGAAAAUCAUACCUUAUUUGCCACAGCAGAACUCACACUGGAAAGAAGCCCUACAAAUGUAAAGAAUGUGCCAAAGCUUUCAGUCAAAAAAUAAGCCUUAUUCACCACAGCAGAACACACACUGGAGAGAAGCCCUACAUCUGUAAAGAUUGUGGCAAAGCUUUCAGUCAAAAAUCACACCUUAUUUGCCACAGCAGAACUCACACUGGAGAGAAGCCCUACAAAUGUAAAGAAUGUGGCAAAGCUUACAGUCAAAACUCAUCCCUUAUUUGCCACAGCAGAACUCACACUGGAGAGAAGCCCUACAAGUGUAAAGAAUGUGGCAAAGCUUUCAGUCGAAAAUCAUACCUUAUUUGUCACAGCAGAACUCACACUGGAGAGUAGCCCUACAAAUGUAAAUAAUGUGGCAAAGCUUUUGGUCAAAAACCAGACCUUUUUAGGCACAGCAGAACUCACAUUUUCUUCUGGUGGAACUCUACUUUCUUCUGGUUGAAUAUCUUGAGCCCAAAGAUAUGUAACCUGGGAGCUAAAAGAAGUAUGACAAAUGAAGAGGUCCUUUUUGCAUAAGGCAAAUUGCACUUUUUGUAUUUGAUUUUUCUGCUUGUGAAGAUGUACACUUCUCUACCUACAAUGGUAUUAUGAUUGAUGGUGACUUGUGUGAAUACAUGAGGCUUAAAAUGCAGCUACAUGAUUUUGAGUCCUUUCCCUGGUAAAAAAUACUAUAAUUUGUACUCUAAUAGGAGACUCAAAAUGGUGCAAGACAAACCUAUCUUUUUUAAUCUGCCUCUUUAUUCAUGGUAUUCUAAUGGUUUUGAUCUAGUCAGUUCAGACCAUUUCUGAUUAAUGGGUAUCAUCAAGAUGUAGCCAUGUAUUCAAAUUCCCUCUGUGAUCAGUAGCAAUUCUUCCCAUUAAAAAUCAAAACAUUCUCAUAAAGUCUUUGCUAUAUUUUAAGGAUCCACUCUUGCUUUUGCUUUACUAAACAGAAUCAAUUCCACAUAGUUGAGUCCCAAAGUAAAUGGCAAUACAUUAAUCUAAGCACUGUGAGGAAUAUAAGAAAUACAAAAUAUCACCUUUGAAGUAUAUAUUAAAAAAAAUAAGAAUCAUAAAUACUAAGCCAUUACCAUCUAAACUAUACCAGGGCUUUUAAAAUGUAAUCUUAGAUGUUCUACUCACUCUCAUAGUAAGAGGCCUUAGACUCAAAGUCAUUUUAUCUUGUUGUUUUAGUCUGUUUUAUAAUGCUAUAGAAAAAUACCAGAAAUAGGCCAAUGUAUAAAAAGAGAUAUAAAUGCAUAAAUUUAUAUAAUCUAUACAAUAUGGUAAGUGGUUUUUCAUGUUUUUAGCUACAACUUAUUGAAUAUUAUAACAAUCUUACUAUGUGGAUAAGAUGUGGGUAUGAUGAACCAAUAAUAAAUAAAAAUUGCAUGCUGCAUUGUUAGUAAUUCACCAAACAAUUUUUUCAAAAACAGACACUCUGAUGUGUGGUUUUUAUCAACUAUUUUAUUAUGAAUGAAUGAAGUUAAGUAAAUGAAUAAUUGGAACUACAUACUUGCUUAGGGUGCCUAUAAUUCAUUGUUAAAAAACCUUUAGCUAUAUAAGAUUUUAAUACUGUAUCUCACAUUGUGACUUAAUGGAAUUUUGAUUAAUAAUGCUGAAAUCUUUCAUUGAAUCUUAUAUCAGUUUAUGAAAUAAACAUGCUAUAUGUGAUUUCCUCAA